Messenger RNA from Hippoglossus stenolepis (Pacific halibut), 2014 nucleotides. It is a transcript of the gene prkcsh, whose product is annotated as protein kinase C substrate 80K-H. The record is from RefSeq and is a predicted model, not a curated record. Lineage: Eukaryota; Metazoa; Chordata; Actinopteri; Pleuronectiformes; Pleuronectidae. Gene Ontology annotation, cellular component: glucosidase II complex. Gene Ontology annotation, molecular function: calcium ion binding. Gene Ontology annotation, biological process: N-glycan processing; liver development. Bases 198 to 1805 code for a protein of 535 amino acids. The transcript has 18 exons.
GUACGCAUGCGCGUUGUUGACCCGGAAGUCGGUGCAGUGUCGGUGCAGUGUAAGAUUAGCCGUUAGCUUGUCCUCUGGAGAAAGAACCUCUCACUGAAGCUGUCUUCGUCUCUUUCUGCCUCGUCAACCCUGCUCGCUCAAGGCGGUUCCGGUGCAUCUCGCUAACAUCUGACCCAGUGUAGAGCAGAACCAUCAGGAUGUCCUGUCAUGUCUGCCACCUCCUCCUCCUCCUCCUGCUGCUGGGUGUCGGGGUCUCUGCGGUGGAAGUGCUUCGCCCUCGGGGUGUCCCUCUAUCAAAACGGCAGUUCUAUGAAGAGGGCAAACCGUUCACUUGCCUGGAUGGCUCCCGCACUAUUCCCUUUGACAGAGUGAAUGAUGACUACUGUGACUGCCGGGACGGCUCAGAUGAGCCAGGCACUGCUGCUUGUCCCAACGGCAACUUCCACUGCACCAAUGCAGGUUUCAAACCGGCCUUCAUCCCCUCAUCCCGCAUUAACGACGGCAUCUGUGACUGCUGUGACACAACAGACGAGUACAACAGCGGCGCUGCCUGUCAGAACACCUGCAGGGAGAUGGGGCGCAAAGAGAAGGAGAGCAUGCAGAAGAUGGCAGAGAUCGCUAAGGAGGGUUUUAUGCUUAAACAACUACUAAUCCAAGAGGCCAAGAGGGGCCUAGAGGAUAAGAAGGCCAAACUUGUUGACGUUGAGGUCAGUAAGAAGGAUCUGGAAGAGAAGGUUGAGGCUAUGAGAACUGUAAAGGAGGCUGUAGAGGAGCCAGAGAAAGAAGCUAAAGGGCGCCAUCUGAAGGCCUGGGAAGAACAAAAAGCUCUCAUUAAUAUGGAGAAGGACAAGGCAAGACUAGCUGCUGUAUUUCUUGAACUGGAUGAUGAUGCUGAUGGCUUCAUCUCAGUGACUGAGCUUCUUUCCCAUCCCGAGCUCAAUCCAGAUUCAGAUGAUUCCUUCACCGAAGAAGAGGCUCAGGAGUUAUUGGGAGGAGUGGACAGAGUGGACCCAGUAGGAUUUGAGGCUGUUUGGAAUAGCAUCAAAGAAAAAUACAUAUCAGAGGCCUCCACAGACACACCAGCACCAGCGGAGACUCCACAGGAGGAGAUGAGGGAGCCAGUCCCCGACAACGACUCUGAGCAGUACCCUGAAGACGACAUCCCAGAGGAUGACGAGGAGGAGGACGAAGAAGACGAGGAUGACGACACAGAGGAUGCAGACUAUAAGGCCCCUCCUACAGUGGCGACUCCAGAAAAGAAGGAUGACGACGAUGAGGGCGCUAUGCCACCAUACGACCAAGAAACGCAAAACCUUAUUGAUGCUGCUCAGAAAGCCAGGGAUGACUUUGAUGAGGCUGAGAGAGCUCUCCGGGAAGUGGAUGAUCAGAUCAAGAACCUUGAGAAGGAAAUUUCCUUUGACUUUGGACCCAAUGCUGAAUUUGCCCAUCUCUACAACCAGUGUUAUGAGUUGUCUACUAGCGAGUACAUCUACAGGCUCUGUCCGUUCAACAGAGUAUCCCAGAAGCCCAAGUAUGGUGGAUCUGAAACCAACCUGGGAUUGUGGGGAAAAUGGGCAGGUCCUGAAGAUAACAUAUAUUCUUUGAUGAAGUAUGAACAAGGAACAGGAUGCUGGCAAGGCCCUAACAGGUCCACCAUGGUUAAAUUAACAUGUGGAAAGGAGACAGUUGUGACAUCUACCUCAGAGCCCAGUCGCUGUGAGUACCUGAUGGAGUUCAUCAGCCCUGCCAUCUGCAAAGAGCCUUCGAGCCUGGAUUUAGGGCUGCCUCCGCACACAGAGCUCUAGGUCCAUUUGAUAUGUUGUUCCUGAGGGACCACACCUUGCUGUGAGCGGCACCACCUUGUUGUUGGUUAACAGUUCAGAACAAAUUAUGGAAAUUCCACAUAGUCAUCUACACUUCCAACUUCCACUACAUGUUUUGUUGAUUUCCCAAUUUGUCAAAUGGGGUGUCAUUCCAUUGUUUUGAAAUAAACUACUUUUUAUCAAAUUCCAAA